Molecule: messenger RNA, 618 nt
Organism: Brassicogethes aeneus
Lineage: Eukaryota; Metazoa; Arthropoda; Insecta; Coleoptera; Nitidulidae
Source: the annotation of a GenBank genome assembly
AUGGAUGGAGACAAAAUCACUGAUCUAAAAUCUUGUUGGAAGCAAUCUCCUUUAGAUUUAGUUAAAACUAAGGAAGCCGACAACAGAUCAACUUUUCAAAAUAACGGAAAUAGACGAGGUUCUCUACAAUUAUGGCAAUUUUUAGUUGCUCUCUUGGAUGCACCAGAUGCAAGUGCUGGGUGCAUAGCUUGGACAGGAAGGGGAAUGGAAUUUAAACUUAUUGAACCGGAAGAAGUUGCUAGAAGAUGGGGAGUGCAAAAAAAUCGUCCUGCAAUGAAUUACGACAAAUUAAGUAGAUCUCUUAGAUAUUAUUAUGAAAAAGGAAUUAUGCAAAAAGUUGCUGGAGAAAGAUACGUUUAUAAAUUUGUCUGCGACCCAGAAGCACUCUUUAACAUGGCCUACGGAAACAGCGUGGAAAAUCAGAUUGCAAAUAGAAUGGAUCCUUACAAUAAUAAAACGGAAGUUUCUCACCAUUUGUCUUAUUCCGAAAUGCUCAACUUCUACAAUUGCGGCAUCAGUCAUCAGUAUCAUCCACAUUUGCAUCCAUACAUACAAGAAACCAAACGAUAUUCUUAAAUUAGUAUAAAUAAACUAUUAUUAUUUAGGUAUAACAACUUA